This is a messenger RNA of Lactuca sativa (garden lettuce), 2114 nucleotides long. RefSeq names its product protein NRT1/ PTR FAMILY 8.3. Lineage: Eukaryota; Viridiplantae; Streptophyta; Magnoliopsida; Asterales; Asteraceae. Gene Ontology annotation, cellular component: membrane. The record is from RefSeq and is a predicted model, not a curated record. Gene Ontology annotation, biological process: transmembrane transport; oligopeptide transport. Gene Ontology annotation, molecular function: transmembrane transporter activity.
AGAUAAUCACAGAAAAAUAGAAAGGUCUCCCAAUAUCUAGGUUUCCUUGUUUUUCAACAAAUUACGCUCAAUCGCAUUUUUUCUUCUCGCAAUUUUGGUAGUUAGUAGUGGAAUCAAUGGGAGUAGACCCAAAUGAUUCACUGAAUCGGGACAUAUCUGAAUCCUGACAAAAUCACGAGUUUAAUUUUCGCAGAAAAGGAUUCAAUCCGUUUCUCACCUGUGAUCACAUUUAUUGUAUUAAUAGUCUUCUAAUUCAAAUCAAUCCAUGAGUUAUCAGUUACUCCAAACCACCGAUUCAACAACGAUGGUUUCCGAAUCAGAUGCAACUCUUCCGUUGUCGUCGUCGCUGGAUUUCGUCACCAAUGGAAGUCUUGAUUUCAAAGGCAGAGUCGCAAAUAAACGGAAAACCGGUGGAUGGAAAGCUACUCCGUUCAUCAUCGCGAAUGAGGCGGCGGAGAGGCUGUCAGCGUUUACAGUGUCGGCGAGUCUGGUGUUGUAUUUAACGAAGGAGAUGAAGGAAUCGCUUCCAGAUGCAGCCACACAUGUGAGUGAUUGGGUGGGAGCGACGUAUCUUCUUAUGCUUCUCGGCGCUUUCAUCGCCGAUGCUUAUUUGGGCCGUUACCUCACCGUUAUCUUCUCAUCCGCCGUUUACCUCGUGGGAAUGAUACUCCUGACGAUUUCGGCAUCCGUGGACAGCCUCCGCCCGAAACCCUGCACGGAAACAUCAAACUGCCCGACAGCCACCCCGGGGCAAUCCGCGUUCCUCUACUCUGCCCUAGCCCUAGUAGCCCUAGGCACGGGUGGUGUCAAACCAAAUGUCCCAUCAUUCGGUGCUGACCAACACGACGAAAAUGAUGAGAAAGAACUCUCAUACAAAUACACUUUUUUCAACUUCUUUUUUCUUUCAAUCAAAGUGGGAGCUUUAUUAGGACUCACAGUUAUGGUGUAUAUAGAACAGGAGAAAGGGUAUGCUUGGGGUUUUGGGCUUCCAACUGCUAUCAUGUUUGCAUCCGUGGUGAUUUUAGCAGCCGGGUUUCCGAUGUAUCGGUAUAAAAAACCAAUGGGAAGUGUCUUCACGAGAUUUAUUCAAGUUCUUGUGGUUUCGGUAAAAAAUCAUUUUAGAGGGGUUCAAGUGGGCCCCGAAACUAAACUUUUUGAAGUUGCUACCGAAGAAUCGGAUAUCGUGGGUGCAAGAAAACUCUCUCAUACUCCUCAGUACAGAUUUUUGGACAAAGCGGCGGUAAUGGAAGACACCGAAUUACUAGACGUAUCGGACCGAUGGAAACUAUGCAGUGUAACACAAAUCGAAGAACUAAAAACAUUUUUACGAGUGUUCCCGGUUUGGGCCUCAACAAUAGCCCUCUCCCUCUCUUUAGCCCAACAAUCAACCUUCUUCCUAGCCCAAUCCAAAAUCCUAAACCGCCAGCUCACCCCAAACUUCACCAUCCCACCGGGGUCCAUGCAAGUGUUUGCAGUCGUAAACGCGUUCAUCACGGUUCCAAUUUACGAAAAAUUCAUCGUCCCAUUCAUCCAAAAACGAACCAACCACCACCGUGGCUUCACCGCCCUCCAAAGAAUGGGAAUCGGUCUCUUCAUCUCCAUUUUUGCAUUGUCUGCGGCCGCAGUGGUCGAACGCAUGCGUAGGACCCACGCGAACCCUGCGGGACUAACAGUGUUUUGGUUAGUCCCGCAGUUUUUUAUAUUGGGUGGGGCGGAGUCUUUUACUUACGUGGGGCAGUUGGAGUUUUUUUAUGAUGAGGCUACGGAUGGGAUGAAGAGUGUUUGUGGGGCGUUGUUUUUGAGUGAGAUUGGGAUUGGGAGUUGGGUGAAUAGCGCGCUUGUGAAGAUUGUGGAGGGGGUGACGGGGACUGGGGUAGGUGGGUGGUUGAGAGAUGAUUUGGAUGAGAGUAAGCUUGAUUAUUAUUAUGCCAUGUUGGCGGGGAUUAGUGCGGUUAAUUUGUUUAUUUACGUGUGGGUAGCUCGAAGGUAUAAGGGUCGACACCAAGGUUAGAAUUAGAUGUUGCUUAUAAGUUAUAGAUAGGGAAAAUUUAAGCUGUAAUUAAUGUUUGAAAACGUUUGCUGAUUAUAGUUUUCUCUUUUCAUUUUUUUUUCCA